Molecule: messenger RNA, 1122 nt
Organism: Hemiscyllium ocellatum (epaulette shark)
Lineage: Eukaryota; Metazoa; Chordata; Chondrichthyes; Orectolobiformes; Hemiscylliidae
Exons: 8
Coding region: 1-1122 (373 amino acids)
Biological process (GO): microtubule-based movement
Molecular function (GO): microtubule binding; microtubule motor activity; ATP binding
Source: RefSeq, a predicted model, not a curated record
AUGAGCGUAUCUCCAACAGCACUGAAAAAGCUGAGGGUCGUCCUCGCCUGCUUGGUCAGCAACUUAUUUGCACCAUCUUCAAAUUCAUUCCCACAACACCAGUUCACCGUGGCCAUGUACCACGUACAAGGUUCUCAAAAAAUACAAGAGCCAAAGUUCGGGCUUGAUCUGGGUCGAGAGAAAAUUAAACAUCCAUUUACUGCUGAUAUCAACAUUAGUCAUGGACAGUUGGAACAGCUGAAGUUGGAAAAUAAAAAUCUGGUAAAGAAUUUGAAUACUGAGAAGACUCUAAGAAAGAAAUACUGCAAUAUGGUGGAGGAUUUGAAAGGAAAAAUCCAUGUCUUCUGUCGUAUACGGCCUUUGAGUAAAUCUGAGCUAACUCACGGAAGCCAGUGUAUUGUCCAAUCUCCUGAUGAGUAUACGGUGAUCAUCAAGAGUAACCAUGGAGUGAAGGAGUUCCAAUUUGACCAAGUAUUUGACGGUUCCACAUCACAGGAAGAAUCCUUCAGAGAAACAACUAGGCUAAUUGAGUCAGCUGUCGAUGGCUACAAUGUGUGCAUUUUUGCCUAUGGUCAGGCAGGCUCUGGGAAAACAUUCACAAUGAUUGGAGAGAAGAAACCAGCAAAUCUAGGAAUAAUACCCAGAGCAUUCAAGAGAAUAUUUCAAAUUAUACAUGAAAGCCAAGCAAACUUUACAUUUCAGGUCUUGACUUACAUGUUGGAGUUACAUAAUGAUCAACUUUUGGACCUUUUCAUCAACCCUUGUGAAGGUUCCACUACAAAGCUUGAAAUAAGGAAGGAUAGAAAAGGAUUUGUAUACAUCCAAGGAGCAGAAAUAAAGAAGGUCACCAGUGCAGAAAUGCUCUAUGCAUUGUUUGAGCAGGGUUGCACAACUCGUCACACAGCAGCCACAAAAAUGAACAAUGAAAAUUCACAAUCCCAUCUGAUUGUUGGAGUGACAAUAAAACGUACCAGUCUCAGUGAUGGAGCUGUAACUUAUGGAAAGCUCAGUAUGAUUGAUUUAGCAGGAAGUGAGAGAGCAUUCAAAACAGGAGCAACAGAUGAUCAGCCGAAGAUUUUUGCAAAAUUGAAACCUGGAGAAUCACUGGAAGAAGCGUAUUGA